AUUGGCUGGAUGUGGUACUUGGAGAUGUUGAGCUGGCUCCUUCCCCCCAUGUCCCUGCACACACACAGGGGCGGGUGGUGCGGGCGGGAGCGGGAGGCAGGGCUCAGCCCCGACGGUGGUGGGGCGCCCCCCACUCCCUGCCUGCCGGCCGCCGUGCCCGAGCCGCUCCUGCUGCUGGGCUGCUGCCUGCGGCCGCAGGACCCCGCCGAGCCGGGCCAAGGGGAGCGCGGGCGGCUGCUGGCGGCGGCCGAGAUGAUGGCGGAGGGCGGCGGCGGGCCGGCGCGGAGGAAGGCGCUGUCGCUGCUGGAGGCGGCCCGCUCCCGCUACGAGAGUCUGCAGAUCUCCGACGACGUCUUCGGGGAGUCGGGCCAGGACAGCAGCGGGAACCCCUUCUACAGCACCUCGGCCGACUCCCGCUCCGCCGCCUCCUCCCAGGACGAGGACGACGACGAGGAGGACGAGGGGCGCCCGGAGGGACUGAGCCCGCGGGGCAGGGCGGCCCGGCGCCGCGCCCCCAGGGCGGUGGCCACCCCGGCGGAGCGGCGGCGGCAGCGGCAGGGCGGCGGUGGCAGCGCCGUCCCGGGCGGCCCCGGCCCAGUGGAGGAGGAGGAGGAGGAAGCGGAGAAGGGGGACUGGACCCGGUCGCUGCGAGACGUCCCACCUCCUCACUUCAAGGAUGGCAGCGGUCCAACGCGAAAAAUGCCCCUAACUGCCAGUGCCAUGGACUUUUUUCAACUCUUUGUCCCUGAUAAUGUACUAAAGAAUAUGGUGGUCCAAACCAACAUGUAUGCCAAGAAGUACCAGGAGAGGUUCGGUAGUGACGAUGCCUGGAUUGACGUCACCUUGACAGAAAUGAAAGCCUUCUUAGGCUACAUGAUAUCAACCAGCAUCCACCACUGUGAGUCUGUUCUCAGCAUCUGGAGCAGCGGCUUCUACAGCAACAAGAGCAUUGCGCUUAUCAUGACACAAACACGGUUUGAGAAGAUCCUGAAGUACUUCCACAUUGUGGCCUUCCGCUCGAGCCAGACAACGCAUGGCCUCUACAAAAUCCAGCCUUUUCUGGACUCUCUGCAGAGUGGCUUUGACUCUGCUUUUAGACCUUCGCAAGCCCAGGUACUGCAUGAACCCCUGAUUGAUGAAGAUCCCGUCUUCAUUGCCACUUGCACGGAGAGGGAGCUGCGCAAGAGGAAAAAGAGGAAAUUCAGUCUCUGGGUUCGGCAAUGCUCAUCCACUGGUUUCAUCUGCCAGAUUUAUGUCCAUCUCAAAGAGGGGAGUGGUGCUGACGGGCUGGAUGCUUUGAAGAACAAACCACAGCUUCACAGUAUGGUGGCCAAAAACCUUUGUCAGAACGCCUCUGGGAAGAACUACAUCAUCUUCACAGGCCCAAGCAUUACCAGCCUGAAUCUCUUUGAAGAAUUUGAGAAGCAAAAGAUUUACUGCUGUGGGUUGCUGAGCAUGAGGAAGAGUGACUGCACAGGCCUACCUCCAUCCAUGCUGAACAAUCCUGAAACUCCCCAGUCCAGAGGACAGUACAGAAUAAGAAUGAAGGGAAACAUGUCCUUGAUCUGCUGGUACAAUAAAGGACACUUUCGUUUUCUGACCAAUGCCUAUUCACCGGUUCAACAAGGAGUUAUAAUUAAGAGAAAAAGUGGAGAAAUUCCAUGCCCAUUGGCAGUUGAAGCCUUUGCUGCUCACCUCAGCUAUAUCUGCAAAUACGACGACAAAUACAGCAAGUAUUUCAUUUCUCACAAACCAAACAAGACCUGGCAGCAAGUAUUCUGGUUUGCCAUCAGCAUCGCUAUAAACAAUGCCUACAUCCUCUACAAAAUGUCAGAGGCCUACCAUGUGACAAGGUAUAGCCGCGCACAGUUUGGAGAGAGACUUGUAAAGGAGCUUCUGGGCUUGGACGACACCUCACCCUCCCAUUGAUGCACUGCUUUUGGUGGCAUAGGCAGGAGCUGGAGGGUAAGCAGAAGAAGAGACUGCACCUGGAAUGACAAAGCAAGGAACUUGUGACACCACCACUGCUGUCAUCCAAAAAUGCCAAGUGAUGCCACUAGAGAGGUGGAAACUCUGUUCUAGUAGGAGCCGGAUGUAAACAUGUCCUGCAGAAAGUGCCACUGGAAAAGCUGACACAAAAUUGCAUAUGUGAAUGCCCUGUGGUAAUCUGUAUGCCAUAAGCAGACUUAUAUUAGUUGUCACCUCAAUACUAUUUGUUGAACAGAGUCAUCUUGUAAAGUUCCUCUUGGGCUAAGAGCCUGUCAUAACCUCACGUAGCUCUGCAGUCCUAGGAGGGCAUUACAGAAGACUCUGUACCUUGCUUGGAGUUAUUAAAUUCUGGUACAAGUAAUGUAAGUCUGCACCAUGGGCUGGGGUGGAGAGUGUCUGCCAUCCUGUAAGGCAUGCUGCUGUCCUCCCAGUGUGCUAAGUGAAGCAGUUCAGAUACAUGAACACGGAAGCAAGCAUAUUGACAAACGCAACCUUCACAGGCAGGCAGCCAGGAACUGAGGACCAGUUAAGACUUUUUUUUUCCUUUUAUGUUGGUUUUUUUUUUCCUUUUUUUAUUAAUGUAAUGUAAGGCAAUUUGAUCCCAGUUAGAAUACAGCAAAAUUAGAAGAAACCAAAUACCUUAGUGAAUUUAAAAUGGAAAUACAUUACAUAUUGAUUUUCUUUUUUAACCAGGAUGAGACAUUUUAUACACAAACAAACAGUGAGUAAUACUGUAAGUAUUAAACAGUGACUAAACCAGUAAGUAAUACAGCCUCACAUCUUAACUGCCACGGUCUGUGUACAGGUGAGAAAUCAGAGUAUAUCAUCUUGAUUUCAACUGUAUCUUAAAUGUUGCUUAAAAAUCUAAUGUAAUGGACUGUUAAGUUUUUAGGAACAACAAUUUCUUUCUUUUCCUUGUGUAACUGUGAAGACUUUUUUUGGUCCAUUUUAGAACUUCAUUUGGCACACAGUUGGCAGGAAAAAAAUAAGUCACUAAUAGCAGUAUGUUUCUCAUUAUCACUGCGGGGUGGACUGUAGGAUUUCUUCUUCUUAGAAUUCAGGGCUUCUCACAGUAGUUGUAAUUAAGUGAAUUACAUGUUUAGCAAAAUAACAUGGCAUUGUGUUUUACAAAAAGGAAGUAGUCCAAUUGCAGCCAGACCUUAACCUUACCAAAACAGAGCAAGCCCAAACAGUUCUCCUGUUCUGAGUAACACUGUAGAGGACAAGCAUAGUUGUAAGCUGGUGCCCAGGGCUGAAACACCACAUUUUGGUGCUUGUGGAAUCUGAAGGCUGCUGAAACUUUGGAAAAUAAUGCCAAGAGAGAGAGAUAUGAUUGAAAUCAGGCAGAGUUAAUACUGAGGUGAAAUACUACCAUGGCCUCCACACAUUAUUGAUUUUAGUCCACAACUCAAUCAGCAAAACUCCUGUAUUCCAAAGGUUAGCAGUGAUGGACACAAAAAGAAUUGCAUUAACUUACAGGGCAAAAACAUGUCGCUUAGAGGACCAGCUGCUUUUGGGUGCCCAAAUGUGGACAAAUUUUACCAAAGAAUGACUUGCGUUGAUUCAGAGGAAUGGCGUGAUUGAUUGGUUUAUCACUGUAAUCCUCACCAGGGUAUAUGUUCCUAGCUGGCAAGAGCCAAUAGAGGGUAACCAGCAUGAAUUUGAGGACUCUCCAGGUUUCCUUGUUAUGUGACGUGCAAAUGCAUAGCAUGUAAAUCAUAACAGGAAAAAUCCAGCAGGGGUUAAUGAAUUACUGACUAGCCCAAAGUACAUCCUUGUACUGACAUCUUUCGAUUUCCACCAAAGUCUUAUUUGUUUGGAGCAGGCUUAGGGGCAGAUCUCACCUGGUUGCAGGGAGAUUAAGGGGACAGCAAACUCUGUGGUGGUUCUGCUUGCAAUGCAGCCUGGAGACUGUCCCACAUGUCCUGCUGUGCCUGCCAGCUGCACGAUGUACAGCAGUGGGUUUCCUAAGCAUCCCAUUCUACUUCUCAGUCCACAAGGUCUCCAACAAGGAAACAUGGAAGAAAGGACAAAGCCUUGUACACUGAGGCCUCCAAGCCUCAAAAGGAAGAAGAGGGUUUGUACCACUCUAGUCCUUGGCGAUGUCAAGCUGCAUAGGAGCCCAGGGCUGAGUUCAAGACUUCUUAGCCUUGCAGAGAACUAAGACCACCACUCACUCACUCUUCAGACUGAGUGAGUGUUGUAGCUGGUUCUUGUCAAGUAUUCAAAGGGAGAGAGGAGCUAGCAUGAGGAAUGAAAAGCAAUGAUGUUCAGCAACAUAAGCCUUCAGUUUCCUUUUUCUAGGGAAUUCCACAGAGGUACCUAAAGGCAAAUGGUGUUCUUAUUGCACCCUACUUCAGACAAUACCAGCCUAUAUUGAAACAGGAAGAGCAGCUGCACAUUCAUCGUGUUCUGUAGAUGUAUAUGGUAGUCAAAAUUGGGGCAGUAAGGAAAGGUCUGGCUUGAACUGUGCUGAUGGGACAGCUUGGAUGAACAAUGCAAAUGCUUCCUUGCAAUUCCCCGCAAUGCCAGAGCAUUUGCAAGGUGCACAUUCCCCCAGCAGAUAUGGCAAGGCUUGCAGGACCUCCUUGGAGCCACUUGGCACUUCUGAGGAGUAAGCAUAGCGUGUUCCAGCUAUCAUAGCUCCCCGAGAGAGAUCUGCAGCCCUUGGCCGAUUGCUGCAUUGCUAUAUAUGCUUAAAGGCUUGGAUCUCGACCAUCCCCUACAGAAAAUGCCUUUUCUUUUUCAGGUGGCAGUAGGUCCAAGUCCUUGGAAUGUUUAAUUUUCCACUAAUGUAUGCUGUUACUUAUGUGCAUUACUUGAGCUAAAACCAUGAAGUCCUAGUUUUUUGCCUCAGGGACUGGGUCCUGAGUAGUUUUCCCUAGAGUUGGUGUUGACGGGGGAUUACACAGUGGCUGACUAUUACAGGGAAGAUGCUUUAGUCUCCUUUGUAAAGGAGAAAAAAGAAGACAAAAUUAUAGCAUUGCAAUGAAUUUAAUUUUAUUAGCCUUAACCAUCCCUCAUCAUUUUGAACUGGUGCCCUAAACAUGCACUAACAUUCCAUAAGUAAGCAAAAAAUAUAUAUAUUUAUAUGUACAAACUGCCUGAAUUUUGGCUCUCAAAGCCAAUAAGAAAAGCCACCAAAGCAUAGUCUGUCUCUACAGAUGACUAUUUCACCUCAUCUUCUCCAUUUUUUGGCUGAGAGUGGAUAGGGUUGGGGAAAGUUACGAUUUCUCCUUCUUCAAAAAGCAUCUUGCACUUACUACAAACAAGGCAAAGUAGUUAAGAAAGAAACUGAAUCACUUUUAAAAGGCAAAAGUUUAACUGCCGCUCAGCUUCUAUACUAUUUCCUUUAUUGCAGACUGGCUUACUCAGAUUUGUUUACCCACCUGCUUGUAACAUUAAAGCUUCUCCCUAGUUAGAGGGGAAAAAAAUGGGGGGUUAGUCUCAAAGUAGUGCAAGGAUGCUAGUUAUAGUGUGCGUGCACGUGUGUUAGUUGUGCAAUGGCUUGUGAAAUGAUAGCAAGUUUGGGUUGUUUGGGGGAUAUUUUUUGUAUAGACUCGAGACAAUCUGGGCAAGAGAUCUUAAAGUUCAGCAGUAGCUAAAAUGCAGUGGAAAUGCCAACCAGGUCAAAGAGGAAUAUCUCUCAAUUUUUCCAGGAGGGGAAAAUAAAUAGGUUGAAGCUGCAGUAGACUAGGGAACAGCAAGGCUCGCUUCUCUCCUAUUGAAUUGAAUUUUCAUUCACAUGUACUUCUGAAAACUGAAUAUUACUUAUGGUAUGCAAACUUUCUUUUGUAGAACCAAGACCAUGAGUAAGACAUACUGACCUCCUUCUAUGCACGGUAUUCCUUUCAAGAAGUGUCUGUCGUGCCCCAAUUCAUUCUUGGAAAACAUUUCUUCUCCCAGUAUGUAAUAUAAUACUUGCUAGAGCUUAGAAGCCACUGUGAAAUGGUUUACACAGCUGUUGUCUCAGUUGAAAAAUGCUUCAAGGGCUUGCAGAAACUCUGCCACUUCUUACUUCAGCCCAUUUGUGCACUUGACACUAGCACGCAAUUUACAGUAAUCUCAUCUCCAUUUUCCACUUCUAUUCUCUAACCCCAACCUUUCUACAUUUACAAGGUAGUCAGAGAAUCCCAAUUUGUAGAAAUCUCAGUGUUGCUAAUGGGUACAACUUCAUUUUCCUCAGACAGUUCGUAGGGAAAAAUGAAUUUAGUCAGUUUCCAGACUGACAUUAAGGACAGCAAUUCAAAACAGUGUUUCCCUUCUUUACCUCCAGCCACACUUCGGCUGAGGAGGUUUUUUUCCUUCUAACAUUUAUUCAGCAAUCUGCCUUGAGCUGGUGAGUAGUGAAAGAAGCCUCCAAUAUCUCAGUCUUACAUGUCUUAGUGCCCUAGUCCUGGAGCUGAUUUUAGUGAUGCGUGGGGAAUUAUGCUGUACUGAUAAUUCUGUACACCAGUGCCACUUUCAGAACAAGGAUUGCAAAGUGCUUUAACAACCUCAGCGCUCAUGAGACUUCAUUAGCUCCUUCCCCUUCCCUAAUCAGAGACUGAAGCACAGCACAGGUAAGGGAGCGAUGAAACUGUAAAGUGGAGUUUGCACUCUUGCUGAUUAAGUCCAUGCUCUGCAUUAUCAGUGACUUGGCUCAUGUUCGCAAGCACUUUUCCAAACUAGAUAUGAAAGCAUGCUGAACAUCCUUCCACCGUGAAGUAAGGGUGAUGGGGCUUUGUCAGCACAAGCUCCUUACUCCAUAUAGGUGCAAGUCAAAACCAAGUGGCACUGAGGUGAGAGAAAAUUAGGAAAAAUAUAUCAGUCCAGCCUGCAUAAGGGGCUUAGAGGAGAUAAAUGGAGACUCUGAAGCUCUGCCAUAGUCCGGUAAUCAAUGUGAAAUUCAGACAAAUAAUUACUAAGACUGACCUGAGAAAAGUCUCUGAGGCUUAGAUGGAAUAUGAAGUCUUCCAUCCAUCUCUGUUGUGGAGUUUGCCAUGGCACUUUCUUGUUGCUAGGAGUGAUAUAAGAUUAGUUGUUUGUAAAACAAGACCUCAUCUCAGUCUGGUUGAGAAAAACAUUGAAGUGUCAAAGGACUGUUAGCAACAUUACAUAAAGGUGAGGAACUCUAAGCUCAAAACAUGCAUAUAUUUGGCCUGUCAUUACUUAAGAUGUUUUGCACAGACACAUCCCAUCACCGUCUGCUCAAAUGCAAGCCUAUUCCCAGUGCCACUUAAUAAAUAUUCCUUCUUGUUCUUCCUAAACCUACCUUUGUUUCCAGAAGCAUUAUGAACUGGAGCAGCCCUUCUAUCAUCAUCUCACUGUUGGGGAAGAGUUGAGAAUAUCUGUGGUUUGUACAAAAAGGAUCUCUUCCUCUUCUUUUGAGAGAUUGCUCUGUGUCUUCAGAAAUCUAGUCCUGGAGAAGUUUCCUGCCCUGUGCUUUCCUUUGCUUCCCACCAUCCAAAUUAUCCCACUGGUUCUUGGUCAGUCUGGAAGAGGUGACCACAGCGAGCUGGCUUUUCAGUGUACUGUUGUAGUACUACUUUGCUGGCUCUUUCUGCUAUUUUGCAAAUCUCAGAUGAAACAGGGUAUUGGUUCUGAAGCCUAUACUAUUUGUAAUCACUGUGAAGGUGUUGCUUUGCUCCAUUAGUGCUGCUUCAUCAGGUUUGUAUGGACCCGAAACAAGUAACGGCAUCACCACACCCACUGCUCCCAUUGGAAUGACUGUAGCAUUCCUGAGCUCUGGAUUGCUUUCAGAGGGGGCACUUCGACAUGAUCUGGGGAGGUUUCUGGUGUUUUGGUUUUGUUUUGUUAAGCCCUUCCACACUGAUGAGUCUGGUGAGCAGCUGUUAGGUAUCACGAAAAGGCCUUAAGUGGUAAAUCCCUUUUGUAUCACUCUUCAAAAGUAAUUAGAAGCUUGUAUUAGAUGUGUAGUGCAAAAAUCUUAUCCAUGAAAACAUCACUCUGCAAAAGUGCUCAUUUGAUGUCACUGCAACAACCUCUGAAUGAGAUGUCAUUCAUCAGGGGGGACCUGGAUGAAGAACCUAGUGGGAAAGGGCCCUGCGGGGACCUGAUCAGAUAAACACAGAGAGGGGGGAGGAGUGCAAUUUGGGAUCCAGGCUCCUUGGACAAACAGACUUCAUAGUCAAGCUACUGUCAGAAGUUUCACUAGGGAAGGGAGGAGGCCAGGCCCAUACAGUUCGCUCCCAGCCCUGGCAACUCUGUCUCUAAAAAUAAAACUGGCAAAUGCUUUCACUCUUCAAGUACUUAGAGUGUGAUCUGGGCUUCAAACAGAGCAUUUUGUCUUAUUUUCACUAGUUAGUCACAAAAAAAACCCAAAGACCUCCGAGCCCCCUACAAACCAAAAAGCAAAGCCCAAUACACUAGGUUCAUCUGUCCAGAAAUCCCAACCCACUUGGUGUCAAAGUAACGUUGUGGUCUUGUUCUCCAAUUAAUGUGUCAAGGUGUAUGCAAAACGUGACUGCUGAACAAUUCACACCUUUCUGUGAAACAGAAGUACUCAUUUGAUGGAAACCAAACUGCUGGUCUCUUCUUGACUGACUUACUUUUGCAACCUGGAUUUUUCUUCUAGUUACAAGCCAAAUCUUUCAGUACUGACGUUAAAAAUAGCUUGACCCCAUGGUCUGGGGCGACAUUGGAGAUGGCAAUGGAGAUUUAUGCCAGAGAUUAAUCUGAUCCCACAUAGGUGAGGCUAAUCCACACAGUCUGACACAAAGAACAGUUUAAGGGGAGAACAGUGGGUUUGGGAGGCAGAGGAACUUUCAGAGGUUGGGCAUGCAGAGGCAGAGGAGCCAGGUGAUCCCUUCUAACUCCCAUCUUUCCAGCAUGGGUACACCCCCCAUCCCCUGCUGCUUUUGAAUUAAAAAGGAAAGGCUGAUGUUUAGCACGAGUCUGCACAGCUGCUUUAGUGACAUAAACCCUGCUUUAGCUACAUCCCUGGCCUCCUCCCUGCCUUUUCCCUGUACUAUACAUGUUCAGUAGUCAUAAACCCUGGAGUCAAAGCACCGCUGCAUGUCAGCACAGCAUGGAAGCGACAGGCUGAGGAAGCGCCACAGUACAAACAGAAACAAUGGGGAUUCUGGAAAAAAGGACAUUUCAUACACUUGAUUUUCAGUAUGUGCAACUUACAUUCCACCAAAAGCAGUGACGGCACCAGAUGCAAAGACGACCCUUAGGUGACCGAGUGCUUCACAGAUGACUCCAUUGGGCUGUGCUCAACAUCAGCGGCUGCAGUUCUGUUGCAAAGUUCCAUAUUCUUUAUAAUUCCAGAGAUUUCUGUUUAAAGUGUAAAUCCCAGAGGUAAAGCAUUCACUGCAAUGGCCCCCCCCCCCCCCCCUUUUUUCUUGUUUCUUUUUUUUUCAAAGACUUCUCAGAGCAAAUUCGUAACAGCCAAGUCUUUUCAGGAAAUGCAGGUGUGUGACCUCUUCAUGCUGAGAGAUACACAACUGCGUUUCUGCAUGGGACAGGGAACUACUUUUGUGACACCAGUUUUGUUCUACACAAAGGCACGCUUGCAAUAAAUUUUUACAAGUUUUGUACACCAUGAGCUAAAUUCUGAGUUCCAAAAAUGUGAAGUGUGGCAACAAUAACAAAAUGGAUUUAUAGUAUCACUCUGAUAUCUUGUCAUGUGAUUUUAUUUCUUCAACAAAGUUUGUUUACGACCAACAACUUUGAAAUACAGUCAGAUAUAUAUUA
Messenger RNA from Strigops habroptila (Kakapo), 9690 nucleotides. RefSeq names its product piggyBac transposable element derived 5 (gene PGBD5). The record is from RefSeq and is a predicted model, not a curated record. Gene Ontology annotation, molecular function: transposase activity. Lineage: Eukaryota; Metazoa; Chordata; Aves; Psittaciformes; Psittacidae. Gene Ontology annotation, biological process: non-replicative DNA transposition. The coding region runs from base 10 to 1929 and encodes 639 amino acids. The transcript has 7 exons. Gene Ontology annotation, cellular component: nucleus.